AUGUCCAUGCUUUCUACACAUUUGAGUAGCUCAGCAAAGGUCACCAAUGCUCCUGAUCCUGCUCAAACCAACUGUCUAGCAGGUAUUUGCUUCUCUGUCUCUCUGAGUCCUUUAUUUUCCUCCAAUCAGUUCUGGAUUGUAGACUCAGGAGCUACUCGACAUAUUUGUUCACAAGCUAGUGCUUUUGUUUCCCUGCAUUCUAUUCAUCACACGACAGUUACUUUGCCAAAUCAUUCUCAGAUUUUGGUUCAUUUUGCUAGUGAUGUUAAAUUGCAUUCUGAUCUUGUGCUUAAGGAUGUACUGUUUGUUCCUCAAUUCAAAUUCAACUUGAUCUCAGUCAGUGCUUUAGUAAUUGGAUCUGCCCUUACAGUGAGUUUUCUCCCUAACUGCUUUGUUAUCCAGGAUCUAUCCACCAAGAGGAUGAUUGGCAGGGGAGACAAAGUUCAAGAUCUCUAUAUUCUUAAUCUUCAUUAUUACAUAAGGUGGAUCCUUGUUAUAUUUGCAAGACCUUUUGAAUCAAAUAAUCAUUUGUCCAAAUUUCCUUUUGAUCUUGUGCACUGUGAUAUUUGGGGGCCAUAUCCAACUGUUUCUUAUACUGGUCAUCGGUUUUUCUUGACUCUUGUUGAUGAUUGCACUCGGUUCAAUUGGGUAUAUUUGUUGAAGAAUAAGUCUGAUGCUGUCUCUGUGAUACCAAAGUUUUUCAACAUGGUUUCAACUCAGUUUAAUGCCAAAAUCAAGGUGUUUCGAUCUGAUAAUGCACCUGAGUUAUCUUUUGCUGAGUUUUUUCAAGAUCAGGCAUUUGUUUCCACUUUAGCUACUCAUCGAACCAAGUUCCAACCUCGUGCUCGAGUUUGUGCUUUCCUUGGCUAUCUGCCUGGUGUGAAAGGUUAUAAGUUCUAUGAUGUAGAAACCAAACAAGUGUUUCUUUCCCGCAAUGCGUUGUUUCAUGAGGAAGUAUUUCCUUUUCAUGCUAUUACUAGUUCCGAUCAGGCUCUUUUUAUUUCAGAUCUUGAUUCCUCACCUGUUCAUGAUCCACUUGUUCCCUCUGGUGAUACUUCUACUUCAGCAGCCAAUAUUCCAAUAAAUGAUACUCCAGCAACUGAUUCUUCAUCUACUGGUGUUGUUCUUCGCAAAUCUACCAGGAUGAUUCAUCAACCUCAUUACUUGAAGGAUUACCACUGCAAUUUGCUUGUUGGUUCUUCUACUCCUGCUUCCACUUCUGCAUAUUAUCCAAUCUCUAACUAUAUAUCUUAUCAUGGCCUUUCGGAUUUCCACAGGCAGUUUUUGCUCAGUGUAUCUUCUCAGGUUGAGCCUCAAUACUAUCACCAAGCCGUGAAGUUUCCUGAAUGGAGAUUGGCUAUGCUGAAGAGUUAA
This is a messenger RNA of Pistacia vera, 1374 nucleotides long. RefSeq lists its product as uncharacterized. The transcript has 4 exons. The record is from RefSeq and is a predicted model, not a curated record. Gene Ontology annotation, biological process: DNA integration. Bases 1 to 1374 code for a protein of 457 amino acids. Gene Ontology annotation, molecular function: nucleic acid binding. NCBI's taxonomy places the organism in Eukaryota, Viridiplantae, Streptophyta, Magnoliopsida, Sapindales, Anacardiaceae.